UCCGCUCAGACGGCGCGCAUAAACAAACUCGCGUUACAACUCCACACUUUUACAAAGCACCGUCAUCAGCACUGACACACUCAGCUGACGGGGACGGACGCAGACACACUCCUAACACUCGGGAGGUUUUCAUUUUUUCUUUUUUAAAUGUAAUAUUUUAUGGUUGUUUUUCUACUUUAGUGUAUUACUUUAGAAAACGUAAGAGGAAGAAAAAACUUUUUUGUUUUGUUUUUUACAAUCCUGUAUACGCUACCAUUUAUCACUAAGAGUUUUUAUAUGUAUAUAUACAUUUAUUAUAUGUAAUGUAUAUCUAUAUAUAAAAUUGUCCUCCUCACGUCGACACUGGGUGAUUAUUCUGGAUGGACAUAGGAUACUUCAUACGAGGUUAUUACCACAUGUAAAGACGGAACCGCUACAGCAAACCAACACAGGUUCGGAAGAGCGCGCCCAGCUCAGCUCUGAGACCCAGCGACAGGUCACUUCUUCUGCGACGCCUGCUGAGUCCUCCCCGCUCCAGCAGCCUUGUCCCGGCCGUAGGCACGCCGACACACAACCCCGGACACCCAGCACCAUUCAGCGCGUAGCUCCUUUGCCAGAUCUAUGGCAUUGUGACAAUGAACAAGCGCGCUCAGUUAUUGGAACAGCUGCAGUUUGUCCAGUUGAAAUGCACACCUCGAGACAUGCCCUGUGUGCAGGCUCAGUACGGGCCGGCCCCUCCAGGCUCUGCCUACUCUGGCCAGUCCUUCAGUUACCAGGGCGACAGUUACAGCUCUGACCUAAUGACCCCUGACUACACCAAGCUGGACCUGGGUGGGAGUGAAAUCUCCGCUGCUGCCACCACUUCCCUCCCCAGCUUCAAUGUCUUUGUGGAGGGAAGCUACGAGCCCAAGUCUUCUUGUCUCUACCAGAUGCCUACACACAGGCCCACCAUUAAAAAAGAGGAGGACAGCUACCCGACGGCUCCACCACUGGACGCCCUGUCCUCCUCUACUAUGUACUUUAAACAGUCUCCCCCCUCCACUCCCACGACACCAUCUCUGCCUCCCCAGCCUGGCUCCUCUUUUCUGUGGGAGGAGCACUCCCUGCCUCCACCGUCACAUCCCCACUCACUGGGCUCUAGCCUGGAGACGGGGCCCCUCAAGUCUCCCCGUUUUUCUCACUUCUACCAGCAUUCGCCACCACACAGUGGAGGCAGCGUCAGCGGCUAUGAAAGUCUGGGAGGAGGCCUGGUGCGAACCUCCUCUUCUUCCUCCUCCUCUUCAUCCUCAAUCUCUCAUCCUCAUGGUCCACCUCUGGAGCAGCCCAUGUACCAGCUGCACCGUGGGGCCGGGGGCAGCAGCCUGGCCUUCCGCUCCCUGGCUCUCGGGCCCUGUGGCCCCCUACUAGGAGACAACCUGCCCUCUCCCCCUCCACGUGGCCCUCAAGGAGAAGGCACCUGUGCAGUGUGUGGGGACAAUGCUGCCUGCCAGCACUACGGUGUACGCACUUGUGAGGGCUGCAAAGGCUUCUUUAAGCGCACCGUGCAGAAAAACGCCAAGUAUGUGUGUUUGGCCAGUAAGAACUGUCCUGUGGACAAGAGGAGACGCAACCGCUGCCAGUACUGCCGCUUCCAGAAGUGUCUCAGUGUGGGCAUGGUGAAGGAAGUGGUGCGCACUGACAGCUUGAAGGGGCGCAGAGGUCGUCUUCCUUCCAAACCAAAGAGCCCACUGCAGACAGAAGCAUCUCCACCUUCUCCACCUCUUACCCUGCUCUCCGCUCUGCUCAGGGCGUACUCCCACUGCACACCCCGUGACUUCGACUACAGCCAGUUCAGUGCUGCCGACCCUCCCUCCUCCACUUCAGACGCUGAGCACAUCCAGCUCUUCUACAGGCUGCUCACCAUCUCAAUGGAGACCACGCGGUGCUGGGCAGAGCGGCUGCCCGGCUUCUCCGAACUCCAUCGCGAAGAUCAGAACCUGCUCAUAGACUCUGCCUUUCUGGAGCUGUUCGUCCUGCGACUUGCUCACAGGUCAGUGUUGUCAGAGGACAAACUAGUGUUCUGUAACGGCUUGGUGCUGCACAGGUUCCAGUGCCUUCGCGGGUUCGGAGAGUGGCUGGAUUCCAUCCGGGAUUUCUCCACUCAUCUCCAGAGCCUAAACCUGGACACCUCUGCCUUCGCCUGCUUGGCUGCCCUCGUUCUGCUCACAGAGCAAGUCCCGGGUCUGAAGGACUCAAAGCGGGUUGAGGAGCUGCAGAAUAAGGUGAUUUCUUGUCUCAGAGACCAUCUGGGUUGCGGCCCCUCUUCCUCUUCGUCUAAGGCUGCACCCCCUCUGAGUUGUAUUCUGGGUUUAAGGGCAGAGCUUCGUUCCCAGAGAACCCAGGGCCUUCAACGAAUCUUCUACUUGAAGCUGGAGGAUCUGGUUCCACCUCCGCCGCUGAUCGACAGAUUCCUGGAUACUUUGCCCUACUGACAGCCCAGUAUGACCACACAGAGGAAAACCCACAUAUUGUCCUGUUCAGGCCAUUUUCCCCGCCCUGAGGAGCAUGCACACUUAUCCAGAUGAGAGACUCAUUCCCCUCUGACUGAUGCAGAUCAGAGAGAGCCAAUCAGAUGCUUUUUGCUCUUCAGGACAACCAAUCGAGAGCUUCUUUUCACGCAGACAAACAGCCAACCAAAUGCUUUUCACUGGUAAAAGACAAUUACUCACAUUUUAUUAUAUCCUCCUGUUUUUUCUCACAUGGGGGAGGACGACCUUGUUGAGAUGGACAAUGGUAAAAAUGACUUUUAUUUUCCUCUCUGUAUCUGAGUGGCAGCUCAUCUGUUUAUGAGAACUGUUUAUCUGAGCUGUGGCCUGGUUCGACCACUCUGAGGACUUUUUUUUGGGUAAAGAUCAUAUGUGACCAAUGUGACCAUGUGAUCAACGUUGAAGAUGUCCCAGUGAAACACAACUUGCGGUGCAUUCUACUUCCUUCUGAAAGGAGGAGUAGGUCGUUUUACACACUGAAAUGUACUAAAACAGGUCAGACAUUGUGAACGUAGACAUGCAGAAACAUCAUAAAGCAAGACGCAGAUAUUUCAUGAACGCGUGGAAGUAACUGUUGAGUAGAGCUCUUGAUUCCAAGUGCAAUUUCAUAAGUGCUAUCUCACCACGAAAGGAAGAGACAGAGAAGGAAUGGUUCAAAUUCAAACUCUAAAUUAUUUUAAUACAAAGACUUGUCCUGUACUGUCUGUAGCUAAAAGAAAAGAUGAGACAGUCUCCUUGCAACUUUAGAGGGCAGAAGAGAUACUGUGCACUAACAAUUGAUGACUAAGUCACUCAGACUUUAACUUGUUUUUUUUUUUUAUAUCAAUUCAUUUUGAACUCAUAGGUCAAGUAGGAGUGUGGAGGAAUAAACAUGGAGAGAAAUUGGCUUUUGAAGCACUUACACCCUGAGAAGAGCUAAAGGCACAGACACACACCCUACCUGCUCACCUGGAGGACGGUGGAGAGAGCAGGAGAGAGAAGGGUGCUCGACAGAUAGCUGUACGUCAAGGGGUGGAACAUUCCGCAGUCAUGCUCUUUUUUUCUAUUUGUUUCUAUUGAUGAGCUCUUGUGAGAGCAAUGAGGAUACGGUUGCAUACUGUCUUUGUUUGUAUACGCUUAGAAAAGCCAGGAUCAUAUGCAUGGUGUGUUAAAAGCUGUCAAGAGCUGCCAUAGCUUGGUGAAACAGCUCGACCUGUGUUUGUGUAUCAGACUGCGGCUCAACGGGGAUCUCCCCCCAGGCCUCCACAACCUACUCACACACUCACAGCAGCAGUUUGACAUAUGAAAAAAAAGCAAAUUAUAUAGAUAUAAAUAUAUAAAUAUAUACAAAUCUAAUAUUUUGAAGUGUUUUUAGCUUUUUCAAAUAUUGUGGUACAAGUUGUGCAUUGUUUUUUGAAGAAGAGAAACAAAAAAGAAAAAAAGUUGCUGUUUUUUCAAUGUCCCUCUUUGGUUUGAGUUUCCUGUUUGUUCUCUCUCUUUGGUUCACUGGAUUUUAUGUUCAGCACUUUGAAAUCAUAAACUAGUUCUGAUUAAUCUGAA
This is a messenger RNA of Solea senegalensis (Senegalese sole), 4043 nucleotides long. It is a transcript of the gene nr4a3, whose product is annotated as nuclear receptor subfamily 4, group A, member 3. Lineage: Eukaryota; Metazoa; Chordata; Actinopteri; Pleuronectiformes; Soleidae. Gene Ontology annotation, molecular function: zinc ion binding; nuclear receptor activity; nuclear glucocorticoid receptor binding. The coding region runs from base 615 to 2450 and encodes 611 amino acids. The transcript is spliced from 9 exons. The record is from RefSeq and is a predicted model, not a curated record. Gene Ontology annotation, biological process: regulation of transcription by RNA polymerase II; cellular response to corticotropin-releasing hormone stimulus. Gene Ontology annotation, cellular component: transcription regulator complex; nucleus.